Aspergillus campestris IBT 28561 is the source of this 1556-nucleotide messenger RNA. RefSeq names its product NAD(P)-dependent alcohol dehydrogenase. The coding region runs from base 241 to 1398 and encodes 385 amino acids. Gene Ontology annotation, molecular function: L-iditol 2-dehydrogenase (NAD+) activity; zinc ion binding. Gene Ontology annotation, biological process: D-sorbitol catabolic process. Lineage: Eukaryota; Fungi; Ascomycota; Eurotiomycetes; Eurotiales; Aspergillaceae. The record is from RefSeq and is a predicted model, not a curated record. The transcript is spliced from 2 exons.
AUGAUAGCUCAAGUUCCAUCAAUUAAUUGACGUCCAUCUCCAGUCCCAAGGCCGAGAAUCCAUGCGCCAAUCCUCCCCAGGUUAAUAUACCCCUCGUUAUCACCAAGUGGGUCUGGUCUCCACACCCCGGAUAAAUGCGAUAAUCUAUAUUUUCCGAUGAGAAUGAGGGGCAGGUAUUAAAGUGGGAUGUAUCCUGGAUCUGUUUUUCUCGAUAACACCUCCUACAUUCAAUUAUACACCAUGACUACAAUCAAUCUCGAGAAGCCGAACAUUGGUGUCUUCACCAACACCAACCAUGACCUCUGGGUCGCCGAAUCGACUCCGUCGCUGGCCGAUGUGAAGGUCGGGAAAGGCCUGAAUGCUGGCCAGGUGACUGUCGAGGUCCGCAGCACUGGCAUUUGCGGAUCCGAUGUCCACUUCUGGCACGAAGGCUGCAUUGGUCCGAUGAUUGUCACCGGCGACCAUAUCCUGGGCCACGAGUCCGCCGGUCAGGUCAUCUCCGUCGCUUCCGAUGUCACCCACUUGAAGCCCGGCGACCGUGUCGCCAUUGAGCCGAACGUUAUCUGCAACGCCUGCGAGCCGUGUCUGACUGGUCGCUAUAACGGAUGCGAAAACGUUCAAUUCCUCUCCACCCCCCCCGUCGACGGUCUCCUGCGCCGUUACGUCAACCACCCCGCCACCUGGUGCCACAAGAUCGGAGACAUGAGCUACGAGGAUGGUGCCAUGCUUGAACCCCUCAGUGUCUCGCUGGCUGCCAUUGAGCGCAGUGGCCUGCGCCUGGGCGACCCUUGCCUGAUCACCGGUGCUGGUCCCAUCGGUCUCAUUACUCUUCUCAGUGCCCGCGCCGCCGGUGCCACGCCCCUCGUCAUCACCGACAUCGACGAGGGACGUCUGGCUUUUGCCAAGUCGCUCGUGCCGGAGGUACGCCCCUACAAGGUGCAGACCAAGCUGUCGGCCGAGGAGAAUGCGACGGGCAUCAUCGCCGCCUUCAACGACGGCCAGACGACGGGCCCGGACAUCCUGAGACCUCGCCUGGCACUGGAGUGUACUGGCGUCGAGAGCAGCGUUGCCUCCGCCAUCUGGAGCGUCAAGUUCGGCGGCAAGGUCUUUGUGAUCGGCGUGGGCAAGAACGAGAUGAAGAUUCCCUUCAUGCGCCUUAGCACUCAGGAGAUCGAUCUGCAGUACCAGUACCGCUACUGCAACACCUGGCCGCGCGCCAUCCGUUUGGUCCAGAGCGGUGUCAUCAACUUGAAGAAGCUGGUGACCCACCGUUACACUCUUGAGGAUGCCCUCAAGGCGUUUGACACUGCCUCCGACCCGAAGACCGGCGCUAUCAAGGUGCAGAUCAUGAGCUCGGAGGAGGACGUGAAGGCUGCUACGAAUGCGGCCCAGUCGUGAUAGAUUUCUUCUUCUUCCUCUUUUCCUUUUUUCUUCUAUCCUUCUGUUCUAAGGAUUGGCCGUCCCCCGUUUGCCUUUUAUAUCCGGACCUCGGUGUUUUGCGUUGGGUGAUGACGGAUUGUAUGACCUUGAUGAAUUGCUAGAUACGUGGGUUUGGG